Messenger RNA from Choloepus didactylus (southern two-toed sloth), 3140 nucleotides. RefSeq names its product toll like receptor adaptor molecule 2 (gene TICAM2). Gene Ontology annotation, biological process: positive regulation of natural killer cell activation; lipopolysaccharide-mediated signaling pathway; response to exogenous dsRNA. The coding region runs from base 521 to 1228 and encodes 235 amino acids. The transcript is spliced from 2 exons. The record is from RefSeq and is a predicted model, not a curated record. Gene Ontology annotation, molecular function: protein kinase binding. NCBI's taxonomy places the organism in Eukaryota, Metazoa, Chordata, Mammalia, Pilosa, Megalonychidae.
AUCCUUUCUUCCGCCUUCUUGCCCGGCUUCUUCCUUAUGCGGAAAGCAGUCCAACCAAGUUAACCUCUGACUGGCACCCGCCAGACCGCCUCCACCCUCAUCGCGGCGUCUCAGGCCGAGCCUGCAGUCUCGCUGCGCCCUGACUGGUGGCAUCCCCUCGGGAGCAGCGGAGCCUGUCAGGCCGGAUGCAGCGAGUCUCCUGGCGAGCGGCGACCUCGGAGGGUUAAGUGUCGGCGCGUCUCCAAUGGGUGGGGGACUCGCCAGUCCCCGACUUCCGCGCGUCCUGGCCUGUCGGACAGUCAGCACAAGGGGCUGUGGUUGCUGGGACGGGAUUGGCGGCUCAGCACAUAGUGGACAACCCCGCCUCCCGACGCCUGGGGGAAGUCACACACCCACUGGGUUCGCUCAGUGGAAGGGAAGAAGAAAAGCCACGGGACUGACCGCGCGCCGCCCGCUUUCCAGAAUGAAACAAGUGCUGAGAAAUAAAUAAAGCACUCCUCUUGUGACUUGGAUAUUUAUCAUGGGUGUUGGGAAAUCUAAAAUAGAUCCAUGCCCUCUUUCCCCCUCUUGGGGUAAAAACCACAGUGUGAAUGCAAGUCAAAGACAUCAUAAGUCAGAUUCCAAGAAAUCUGAAGAAAUUUCCCUGCAUGAUCAAGCCAAGCAUAACAAUACAACGGAGGAGCCAGCAGGAAAGCAGGAGGGACAUGAAGGAAUGGAAGAGAUGCCUGAGGAGGAAGCAGAAGACGAGGUGUUUCUCAAAUUUGUGAUAUUGCAUGCAGAAGAUGACAUAAAUGAAGCCCUCAGGGUUCAGGAUCUGCUACAAAAUGACUUUGGUGUCAAACCUGGGAUAAUCUUUGCUGAGAUGCCCUGUGGUAGACAGCAUUUACAAAAUCUAGAUGAUGCUGUAAAUGGGUCUGCGUGGACAAUCUUAUUAUUGACUGAAAACUUUUUAAGAGAUACCUGGUGUAAGUUCCAGUUCUAUACGUCCCUAAUGAACUCUGUUAACAGGCAGCACAAGUACAACUCGGUUAUACCCUUGCGGCCGCGGAACAAUCCCCUUCCCCGAGAGAGGACUCCCUUUGCGCUACGAACCAUCAAUGCCCUGGAGGAAGGAAGUCGUGGCUUUCCUACCCAAGUAGAAAGAAUUUUUCAGGAGUCUGUGUAUAAGACACAACAAACUAUAUGGAGAGAGACAAGAAAUAUGGUGCAAAGGCAAUUUAUUGGCUAAGAUGACGCAUCCGACACAUGGCUGGCUCUUAUUUUGUAAAAUACAUUUCUUUUCUUAACUUGAGAUAGCAAUUUCUAGGAAAUGUUUAAAUAACGGCCUUAUUCUUACAGAAACUUACAGAACAAAGGAAAGAUACAUUUCUGCAAGAAAACCAGUAAAAUUGAGGUACUCUUUGAUGUUUCAGUAAACUCAAGAUUGUCGGAGUUUCGAGGACUUUCCUCUCACAGUUUUCAUAGUUUAUGGAUAUGGCAAAGGAUAUAAUCAAUUGAUAUGUCUUGUAUUGAACCUUGAACAAAAACAUUUUUAAGUUGUGAUAAUGCUUUCCAUCUCUGAAUUUUGUUCUUCUCAAAGCAAAUGCAGGAGAAAAUGGUGCCAAGAGAUCUGACCACCCUUCCUCUUGAAGAGCCUUUCAUCAAUGUUGCAAUAAAGUAUUCCCGGUAUAGGCACUCAGAAAUAUGGAUUGCCAGAAAUGAAAUUUAGAACACUGAAUAUUGAUGAAUUUGAAAUCAGAAGUAGAGUUUAGGAUGUUGGGCAUUUAAAAAGAACCCAGUCAAAAGUGUUUUCUUUUCUGCUGGAAUUUACACAUUUAGAGGCAAUUCCCACCAUUGAUUAGCAGCCUGUUUUAUAGCCUAUAAAUUAGGGAUUCCAAGGAGUGGUGUUGAAAUGUCCCCUGGAGGCUGAUGCUCUCUAUGUUAGUCAUCUUUGUAGCCAGGGCUUUAUUUGCAGAGCUUGUGAAAGGUGUGUGAUUGUGUAUGAUUAGCCAGAUGCUCUCCUUUAAAAUCAAUAACUUCUCUUAUUAUGGCAACCUUUAAGAAGUCUCUCUCACACACAAUGGUCUACCAAGGAAAUAUUUCCCAUCUAGGUUCUUAGAAUAGCCUGACUCUGUGUGUGUGUGUGUGUGUGUGUGUGUGUGUGUGUGUGUGUGUGUGUGUUGUGGAUUAUUUUUUAAAGACUUGAGAUAGAAGUAGGCAAUGUGUUUUAUCACCUCCUCUUCUAGUGCCCCAGACUCAUAACAAGUCAGAAGGGUCCCUUUCCCUGCUGGUCCUUUUGCCCCAUCUGAUAUUGAGAACACCAUCAAGUACAGUUUGGGGAUGGGAUGGAGUGUGAGUCACAUUAUGUUGUAAUGGGAAAAGCACCUGAUAGGGGUCAGGAGACCUGAUUCCAGUCCAAUCUUUGCCACUGAGGAUGAAUGUGACUGUGGACAAGCCACUUAUUCUCCUUUAUCUGUGAAAUGAAAGGGUUGGAUUGAUGGCUCUCUGAGGGCCUUUGUCUUCUCCCAGAAUGUGAAAAACUAGGAACCAGAAAAGGGAACAAGCAAAAUGGAAAGAAUUGUAUAAUGUGAUAUAUAAUAUGAUAAUGGCAAGAGGCUUUAUAUGUUUACAAUGAAAUGUUAGUUUUAUGUAUUUAACAGCAUAGUUGAUUUUUAAUCCUGUCCAUUACAAUCUUAUUGUUUCAGAAAAGAAUUAUAAUACAUGCUUACUUAGGUUUUUUAAGAAUACAUUUUUAGAAGGAACUUUGAGCAAAGAUAUUCUCCCUACCAUUUCUUUCCCCUCAUCCCUACUUCUUAUCCUACAAGUAUUGGGGUCUGCACACAUCUUUCUGCUGUCCACCUCUUAAUAGCCAUGUGCCAAAAUGUUCCAUGAGGAACACUUUCCACAAAUCCUGUAAAUAAGUUAAAACCUUGUACUCUAUUAGUUCUUCUUAAUGAAGGAGAUUGUUUUUAUUGCAUGUUACAUUUUCUUGACCUCAAGUUAUUUUCUGUCAUUGUAGCUUGCUAUGACUUUUCUUUUUCAGUUUUAAAUAAUAAAUAUUCUUUUUUUUUUUUGCCAUAAUGUUCCUGUAUCUUAAAUCUUGUGUACUAAUAAAACAUUAAAUUACUCACCUUUCAUGUCUGCCAAACUGGAAGCAAUUG